CAGAGGGAGACUAAUGAUUUCCGUUCCAGGAAGGAAAAAGGCGACGGGAAGAUUCGGAAACCUUAUUUUUAAAAGCGCUGCUUAUUUUAACAACUGCUUGCACUUGUAUGAAUGAGAAAAGUUCCCGAGCUUUGAACAAUAAAAUAUUCCGUGGGGGAGGGGGAAUGAGGAACAACAGACUAGCGAGAGUCGGCAUUGAGGCCGAAAAAGAACUACACUUCCCAGAAUGCACGAGGAGUAGGAGAGGGGGUGGGAUGGAGUACGGAGAGCGGCUCCGGCGGCUGCGCAAAUGCGAGAAGAACGAGUGUCACUUGUCAUGUGACGCCGGCAUGGCGGUGUUUGCAGAUUUGAACCUGAAGAGGGGCUCUGACACAAAAGCGCUUAAGGGGCUUCUAGAGAAUGCCGCUCACCUUGGAUUUUCCACUGUUGCCAUUAAUCAUGUGGUGGACUUUAAAGAAAAGAAACAGGAAAUUGACAAACCAAUAGUUCCCUCAGAGCUUUUUUCAUCUUUACCUAUUGUACAGGGGAAAUCAAAACCAAUUAAAAUUUUAAGUAGAUUGACACUUAUAGUAUCAGAUCCAUCUCACUGCAAUGUUCUGAGAGCAACAUCUUCUCGCGUCAAGCUUUAUGACAUUGUUGCAGUCUUUCCUAAAACAGAAAAACUUUUCCAUGUUGCUUGCACAAGUUUAGAUGUGGAUUUGGUGUGCAUAUCAGUAACAGAGAAAUUGCCAUUUUACUUCAGAAGACCUCCCAUUAAUGUGGCAAUUGAGCGAGGUAUAGGCUUUGAAAUUACUUAUUCUCCUGCCAUCAAAGACUCCACAAUGAGAAGAUACACCAUUUCCAAUGCUCUCAGUCUGAUGCAGAUCUGCAAAGGGAAGAAUGUAAUUGUAUCUAGUGGUGCAGAAAGGCCUUUAGAAAUAAGAGGACCAUAUGAUGUAGCAAACUUAGGCUUGUUGUUUGGGCUCUCUGAAAGUGAUGCUAAGGCAGCAGUGUCCACAAAUUGCAGGGCAACACUUCUUCAUGGAGAAACUAGAAAAACUGCUUUUGGUAUUAUUUAUACAACAAAGAAACCAAGAACAACUGAGGAGGAUGACAGUGUUCCAGCCUGCAAAAAAGCCAAGUGUGAGAACUGACUUAAAGAGGCACCAGGACUUUAACCGGCACAUUCCUCUCCUCUCAUUGGCAAUCACCAACAAUCAUGAAGAAAAGACUUUGCCAGGCUCUCUGCUUGAAUUUUAUUUUGAAAUUAAUUAUUUUAUGAACCUUUUUUUGUGCCCUAGUUAAUAAAAAAAGGAAAGAAUAAAAGAAAAAAAAAGGAAGUAGACUAAUGAACUACCACUUACAACCAUAGUAUCAGUUAAUUUAGAUGACUCUGUGAAUCAUAUUUUGUCUCUGUUUACAAGUAAGAUGUGGAAAACAAACACUUGACAAAAUGUAUUAAUUAAUUGAAGUAUUAGUUUAUCCUAGUUCUUGCUUUUUAAAUAUUUUUAUGCUUUUUUAUACAAUAUCAGUAAUUUAUUUCUUCCAUAUUACUACUCAAGAUAAAUAGUAUAUUUAGGGGUAUAUUAAAAUUUUCCAUCUGAGUAAAACUUUUGUAAUACUGACUUUGAGACAGGAAGAGAAGGGGUCGUUUUUAUUUUAAAAUUUUGUUGUAGAAGAGAAAUAUAUCAAGUUAUUUGUUUUGAUACAAUAAAUAUUUCUCAACAGAUACUCAAAUGAGUCCUUUUAUAAAGCAUAUUCCCCUUCCUCUCGUGCCUAGAUAAAAGAGAGAGCUUUCUAAUCUUUAUUAUACUAAGAUUGACCAUUGUUUCCCAAUCUAUUGUUUCUCAUUGAUUUAAUUUAUGUUCUUGAAGAAAUCAUAUUGUUUGACUUCUGCCUCCUCACUCUGCAUGACUUCUUAAGUUUUCUUCCCAUGUUUUUUCUGAAUUCUUCACAUUUGUCAUUCUUUAUAGUGUAUUUAUGUUAUUUAUGCACCAUAUUUGUGCAUCAUAAUUUGGCCAUUUCCUAAUUAUUUGGUGUGUAUUUGUUUCCAGCUUUUUGUUAUCCUGAAUUAUUUGGACAUGGACAUAUUUUUUGUACAUUUGGGUAACUUUUUGCUUUCAUUAGCUACUGGAGAAUUAUGGAAUUUUGGGGUCAAAAUAUAUGAGCAUUUUAAAUGUAACUUCUGUUCCAUGAUUUCAAAUUGUUUUACAGACAAAGGAGCAAAUUUAUAGCUUCAUGAGCAGUGAAUUAACUUGCUGAGAUAAGUUGAGGAUCUGUUGAUUAGGUACUACUAAAUCAACCAAAUUAAACAAUGCAGAGAUAAUUAUGGAGUUUGAUUACACCUUGCACAGGUUUUUCUGUAUUAAAAAGAGAGAACCUAGAGUAUGACCUUCAACAAAUUCAUAUAGGAAUAUAAGCAACACAGACAGCUAGGUUGGCACAGUGGAUAGAGUGCCAGGCCUGGAUUCAAGAACUUUCUCAAUUCAAAACUGGCCUCAGACAGUAGCUGGGUAACCCUGAGCCAAACACUUAGCUUGUUUGUCUCAGUUCCCUCAUCUGUAAAAUGAGCUCAAAAUGGACAUAACAAGCCUGAAAGUAUCUUUUUCCAAGAAAAUCCUAAAUGAGAUCAUGAAGAGUGAACACAGCUGAAAAACAAUUGAACAACAGCAAAAAAGUGGAAUAGAAAAGUGAAAUUUUAUAGAAAACGAGGGAAAGAAUAUGUUAUACAUGUUUGGAAACAGAAAAACAAUGAGAUCACCUACAAGCUGGUCAACACAGGAGUUGUGGCUUCUUUCCCAGCAUAAUUAUGCAGGUGUUAUGACCUGAGUUUCCAGGAAUAAAAUCUGAAAAUUGGAAAUAGAGACUGGGCCAAUGUCCUCAUCUUAGUGGUGGCAAGAAAGCUGAGCCAGUUUCUCAUCAGUCUCUCUUUUGUCAUAGGGACAGUAUUAAGUGUGAGCCGGAAAUUCUCUUGCCAUACUCCCUAUCUACCCAAAACCAUUCUGUCAUUGGUUUUUCUCAUCUAGGACUUGUAGCUUGCUGAGUAAAGUAUCAGAAUAUUUUUCCCUUUUCUUGUUUAUUAGUGAUUUUUAACAUUUUUCAGAUUAUGAUUGUUUCAUUUGAAAACUUGUGAUCAUAUACAUUUGUGAUAAUUUGACAGUUUGUAUUAUCUAAAGAUUUUUAUUGUAAGACUUUAAUAUAAAGGGUUAUCUUUAUUCCCA
This is a messenger RNA of Sarcophilus harrisii (Tasmanian devil), 3200 nucleotides long. RefSeq names its product ribonuclease P/MRP subunit p30 (gene RPP30). Gene Ontology annotation, biological process: tRNA processing. Gene Ontology annotation, molecular function: RNA binding. Gene Ontology annotation, cellular component: nucleolar ribonuclease P complex. Lineage: Eukaryota; Metazoa; Chordata; Mammalia; Dasyuromorphia; Dasyuridae. The record is from RefSeq and is a predicted model, not a curated record. The transcript is spliced from 11 exons. The coding region runs from base 108 to 1133 and encodes 341 amino acids.